AUGACAGUUUUUAUCAAAACGAAAACUAACUGUUGUGGUCGAUCAUGGUGCGUAAGAGAUCCAUGCGGCAUAAUGUGUGCUGUGGUGACAUGGUUGCUGAUAGCAUAUGGACAAGUUUGUGUGUUUCUGGUAUUGAUAUACUCAUGGGACCAAUAUCCGAUACACACGUUUCUCAACUUUGUCCUUUUCGAAUUCUUCAGUGCUUUGGCGGUUACUAGCCAUCUAAAGACAAUGAUGACAGAUCCAGGAGCUGUUGCAAAGGGAGACUGCACAGAAGAAACUGUUGAACGAAUGCAACUUCUCAAUGGGCACACAACAAUAUAUAAAUGUCAAAAAUGUUCGAGUAUAAAACCUGAUCGUGCUCAUCAUUGCUCGGUUUAUGUAUAUUGCCCUACUAUCAAUGCAUGCUCUCUACUGGGGAUAUGGCAGUUUGUUUUAUGUGUUGGUGCCGAGUGGCAAAAGUGUUCCUCUCUUACGCCACCUGCAACAACUCUACUUUUAAUAUUCUUGUUGUUCGAAUCCAUUCUUUUUGCUAUCUUCACUGCUGUCAUGUUCGGAACUCAGAUUUCUUCCAUCUGCAACGAUGAAACAACGAUCGAAUCGAUGAGAAGAAUAUCAGAACACUCUUUAAUGCCGGGACUUGUGACACCGAAAUUCGAUAAAAGUGGAAUAGCAAUUCAGUUGUACAGGAGUUUAACAUCACUACCAAAAUCAAAGUCUCAACAGGAAUUUGUUAUGGAUGUCUUCUCGGAAUUUGGAUUACAGUGUUUCACUCAAAAAUGGAAAUCGACAAUUGCAGGUUAUCCAAAAAGAGGAGAGAAUGUUUACGGAUUUGUGCGAGGACAAAGAAACGAUGGUGCAGAAGCACAACUGAUUGUUGUUCAGUUGGGAAAGUCGGAGAGCGCACGGAGAAUGAUUACUCGAAUGUUGUCUUUCGUAGAUUAUGCGAAGGAUCAAGUUUAUUGGGCCAGAGAUUUCGUAUUCGCUUUUGUAGAUGGAGGUAACGGACCUGAUUCAAUAGAACAAGCUGCGUUUGCAUUGGAUGCCUUCCUUUUCAAGUAUCAGAAAAUUGAGUCCCUAUCAUCGAAAACGAGAAGGAAUGCAACAGUUAUAGCAGAUGAAAUUCAAACACAAACGGGUGCUCUAAUUGCUGGUGUGGUUUAUGAUUUAUCCGGAAUAUCAGUAAAAGGACAACAUAUCAUCAAUAUUCAAACUAAUGGGUUGAAUGGACAACAAGUCAAUCUAGACGUUUUCAAUGGGAUCGUCAAAAUAGCUGAUUCAAAACAUCACUCGAAAGUUGCCAUUUUUGGAACACUUCAUCGUCAUACGAAUUCAUAUAUGGAGUACUCCCCUUUCACUGUCCCCAUCAAAGCUCUAAUGACGCAAGCAUUUGUGUCAAUCGAAGGAAUUCAUAGUGUUAUGGGAAAGUAUGGAGUCCAGGGUUUAACCGUCGGUCUGAGUCACGAUUAUACGGAAAGACAGUCAGUGCAGUUCGUUGAGGAGGUGUCUCGUAUGCUAAAUAACGUACUUGAGCGACUACAUCAGAGUUAUUUUAUGUACGUUCUAGCCGACGAUAUGCAUUUCCUGUCAAUCGGUUUCUACCUCUUACCGUCUUUCAUACUCAUAUGUCCUCUUCUAAUUUCCGCUUACAAUGAGUGGUUGAAAGUCGACAGCAACUCUGAAAUCCCGCUUGCCGUCAUUGGAAUUCACCUCGGCGGAUAUGCAAUCUAUUUGAUGACACAGUGGAUCUUCACAAAUAUUGGUGAAGUAUUCGCGUUUUCGACUGAGUUCCCAUUCGUUGGGCCUGAUGGAUGCAAGGGACAACUCACAGGCUCAAUGGACAUUGUGAUCAUAUACCUCGCUGUUACGAUGUUGCCACUCGGACUUUAUUUGUUUUCCAUUCAUCCUAUCCGUCCAACUAGUAUUCCAAUCAUGCGAAUUUUCAUUCUUCUGGAAGUCUCCAUCACCAUUUUGUGUCUCUCCCUCAUCAACUUUGGUCUUGGAGUUUUCACAGCCGCCAUCGUCGUCCCGAUUACGUUCUUAAUGACGUUCGAGUCACCACAGAAAGCUCGUAGUCUCUACCGUUCCGGAGUGUUGGCCCUGCUCCAUCCAAUCGCUAUUAUAACCAUUCUGGCUUGGUAUACUCCUGGAUACUCGACUGCCUUCAUUCCGAAAAAAGAGUUCGACACAUGGACUGGCGUCCCGAGAGUGUUCAUACGGAAUAUGAUCAAAAACGACGCAGCUUUCGGAUCCUGGCAUUUCUAUCUCAUUACUAUCAUUGGUUGGCCAAUUUGGAAUAUGAUCUUCUCCUGCUCUCUUCCAUAUGACUUGGAUGUUGAUCGCGUAGCCGCCAAGGCCCGAGAGGCACGAGAAGCUCGAGAAGCCAGAGAAUCCGGAGAAGAGGCCACCACUCCUGAAGAUCCACAUCCACCACAAUCCGUGCCGAUCGCUAGACCAACCACGUCCAACAUCUCAAAGAGAAACAAACGAAAAAAUCAUUGA
Messenger RNA from Caenorhabditis briggsae, 2502 nucleotides. It is a transcript of the gene Cbr-hpo-3, whose product is annotated as Protein CBR-HPO-3. Gene Ontology annotation, biological process: attachment of GPI anchor to protein. Lineage: Eukaryota; Metazoa; Nematoda; Chromadorea; Rhabditida; Rhabditidae. Gene Ontology annotation, cellular component: membrane; GPI-anchor transamidase complex. Bases 1 to 2502 code for a protein of 833 amino acids. The transcript has 9 exons. The record is from RefSeq and is a predicted model, not a curated record.